AUGGUGACUUUGACUGUCGUCGCCCCCUCAGUGAACGGCUCUGAGCCCUCUGUGCUCCGCUCAUUGAUCGAACGUAUCACAGCAGACCUCAAGGAUAUUGAAUCAUUCUUUUCAAUCAAGUUAUCGAGCAGAAGGAAAAAGAAGAUCUAUGAAUUCCUGGAAUCAGAGCUGAACUCGUUGAAGGGGCUCUCAUGGGUAUUCAAAAGCCCAAACACGCAAAGCCAUGUCGACUACCUCCUUAUCAAGAACUACAUGGAGCGCCGAUUCCAACAACUCGAGCUUGACUCUAGUCUUGACGAAAAGACAACGCCGCUGCUACCAUUCGCAAGCACCCUGGUGGAUAUUUGCGAAGCUCGGAUUCUGGUCCUGCCAAUGCACUCACAGACUGUUGCGCAAAAGUUAUUUGAGGUCCAACUGCAGAUUGCGGACAUGAUCGAGAAGGUCAAGAUCAGCGCCGAUAAACUACCGGUUGGGACCGUCGCCUUCCGUGCAGCCAGCCAUAUUGACAAUCUGAGAGAGCAUUUGAAAGAGUGGUAUACAUUCUACGAAGGAUAUGACCCACUCUUUGACUGGUGGGCAUCAAAUCCAUACAAAGUCGUGGACAAGAAUCUAGCCACCAUCUCCGAAGUGAUCCGCGAAGAGCUAGUGGGUAUCAAACCGGGGAACAAUGAUGCGAUUGUGGGUCAGCCGAUCGGGCGGGAUGGCCUUCUCGCCGACCUCCAGGCGGAGAUGAUCCCCUACACGCCGGAGGAAAUCAUCUCGAUCGGCGAAAAGGAAUUCGGGUGGUGUAUCUCCGAGCUGAAAACGGCCGCUAAUGCCAUGAAGCUGGGCAACGACUGGCGUCAAGCUCUCGAGGAAGUCAAAAACGACUAUGUGGAACCAGGAAAACAAACUCAACUCGUCCAGGACCUCAUCCUCGAAGCUAUCACCUUCGUGGAAAAACACAAGCUCGUCACAGUCCCACCAAUCGCCAAGCAAACCUGGCAGAUGUUCAUGAUGUCGCCCCAACGCCAAAAAGUCAAUCCAUUCUUUCUCGGCGGCGAGUCAAUCAUCGUAUCAUACCCGACAGACGCAAUGGACCACGAGUCGAAAAUGAUGAGUAUGCGGGGGAACAACAUCCACUUCUCCCGCGCAACAGUCUUCCACGAAAUGAUCCCGGGCCACCACCUCCAAAUGCACAUUAACGCCAGAUCAAACUCCUACCGACGCAUCUUCGACACCCCUUUCUCGGUCGAAGGCUGGGCUUUAUAUUGGGAGUUCCUCCUCUGGGACGACGAGCGAUUCGUCAAAACACCGAAGAACCGCAUUGGAAUGCUUUUCUGGCGUCUUCAUCGAUGUGCUCGGAUUAUUUUCUCGGUGAGGUUCCAUCUUGGACAGAUGUCGCCGCAAGAGUGCAUUGAUUUACUUGUCAAUGAGGUGGGGCACGAACGCGCGACUGCAGAAGGGGAAGUCAGGCGCUCUUUAAGUGGUGAAUAUUCGCCGCUUUACCAGGCUGGGUAUAUGCUGGGCGCCCUGCAGAUAUAUGCUUUGAGGAAAGAGGUUCUUCGUGAUGGAGUGAUUUCCGAAAUGGAAUUCCACGACUUGUUCUUGCAGCAGAAUCGGAUGCCUAAUGAGAUUAUGAGGGCGUGGCUGUUGAACAAGGAGUUGUCUGCGGAUUAUAAGCCCACUUGGAGGUUCUAUUCUGGGAUUUAA
This is a messenger RNA of Penicillium argentinense, 1692 nucleotides long. RefSeq lists its product as uncharacterized. NCBI's taxonomy places the organism in Eukaryota, Fungi, Ascomycota, Eurotiomycetes, Eurotiales, Aspergillaceae. The transcript has a single exon. The record is from RefSeq and is a predicted model, not a curated record. Bases 1 to 1692 code for a protein of 563 amino acids.